AUGGCUAAAGGGGAAGACAAAUACCUUAACAAUUUACUGUCAAUGGCAAUAGGAUUCUCAUGUAUUCUCGGUGAUAAAUGUGUUGUGUAUAAAGAAGGUGAAACCAUACCAAGUCUUCCUAAUGGUGCUAGAUAUGGCAGAACGUGUCAUAAUAUUUUUAGAGACAGAAAUAAUUACUGUGUUGAAUGGGAUUGCCCUAAAACAGACUGUUCUGAUCCAAUUGUGCCAGAAACUGGUUGUCCUUUUUGUGGAGGUACAUGUGUCAAUGGAGGAAGAGUUUUCAGAGAAGACGAACAUUUCACAUGCGAUGAUGGAUGUAAUGGAUGUACCUGCCACUCUACCACACUUAUGAUGUGCUAUAUGCAAGAACCUCCAGAAGUGUGCAAAGGCUAUGAGGAAGAAAAACGAAACACUUUGAGAAAAAUACUCGAAGAAUAAAUAUCUCAUUAAUCCUGUUA
Mytilus californianus (California mussel) is the source of this 458-nucleotide messenger RNA. RefSeq lists its product as uncharacterized. NCBI's taxonomy places the organism in Eukaryota, Metazoa, Mollusca, Bivalvia, Mytilida, Mytilidae. The transcript has 3 exons. The record is from RefSeq and is a predicted model, not a curated record. The coding region runs from base 1 to 438 and encodes 145 amino acids.